Messenger RNA from Meloidogyne enterolobii, 1043 nucleotides. The record is from the annotation of a GenBank genome assembly. Lineage: Eukaryota; Metazoa; Nematoda; Chromadorea; Rhabditida; Meloidogynidae.
AUGGACCCCGAAACCGCUAAACAAUUUAUUCCUGAGCCGUCCUUUUUUAAUUACAAAUCAGAAGAUGCUAUUGUUUAUGCUUUAGGAAUUGGUGCCACCACAAAAGAAGAAUUACACUUCAUUUAUGAGGGGCAUCCAGAAUUUCAAGUCUUCCCUACAUUUGUGGUAGUUCCCGGCUUUUUAGCCCAAACUAGUAAUGCAAGUGACUGGCCUGGCGCUAAUUUGGAUUUUAGCCGUCUUCUUCAUGGAGAACAUUAUAUUGAACUGUUUAAUUCAAUUCCUGCAGAUGGGGGCAAAUUAAGAACGGAAACUAGGGUUCUUGAUAUUUUAGAUAAAGGAAAGGCUGCUUUAAUUAUUAAAGAAGUUACAACUUAUGAUUGUCAAACUAUUGAGAAAUUGGCAGUCCAAGAAUUUGGUAUUUUUCUAACAGGAGCGGGUGGUUUCGGGGGCAACCGCACAUCGCCUUAUGAACGUAAAUCGCCUCCAUUUCUAGAAAGACCACCAGAUACAAUUUUAGAAGAUCGAAUACAUCCUGAUCAGGCAGCCCUUUACCGUAUCGGCUCUGGUGAUCUAAAUCCUUUACAUAUCGACCCAGACUUUGCCCAAAUAGCUGGCUUUUCUACCCCGAUACUUCACGGGCUCUGUUCUCUUGGUUUUGCUACUCGCCUUGUUUUGCGUGUUUAUGGCAAUAAACAAGCCAAGAAUUUGCGUUCAGUUCGUUGUCGUUUUUCUUCCCCUGUAAUUCCUGGACAGACUUUGAUUGUGGAAAUGUGGCAGAACCAAAAACAAAUUUUGUUUACUGCAAAGGUAGAAAUUCGUAAAAUUGUAAGGGGCCCGAAAAACGAUGAGAACAAAAAUCAUUAUGAACUUACAAAUUGUGUUUUGUAAUUUUGUAACGCUCAAUGUAGUUAGAAUAAUUCGCGAACUUAAAAAUAAAUAAACUUGAAAAAACUUGAGUACUCGUUUGAAAACACAAAAAAAUACAAAUAUAAACUUAAGAAAAUAAACUUGAAUCCAAUUUGCAAGCUUAAAAAUAAUAAAUA